This is a messenger RNA of Moesziomyces aphidis, 1158 nucleotides long. The record is from the annotation of a GenBank genome assembly. NCBI's taxonomy places the organism in Eukaryota, Fungi, Basidiomycota, Ustilaginomycetes, Ustilaginales, Ustilaginaceae.
AUGGCCUCCACCACCAACCAAGCGCACGCUGGUUCGGCUUCCACCACCAUCCUCCUCUUCCGACACGCACUGGGGCGCAUCAUGGCGACACGCAUCAUCGCCACGGGUGGACAUUCGGGUCUGGGAUUCGAGGCGCUCAAGACGCUCCUUGCGUCUCCCGCCCUGCGCACGCCGUGCAGUCUCACGCUGUUGGUGCGCGAUCCCACCGCCAGCCGCGUCGUCCAGGCGCGCGAUCGACUCGUGGCACAAUACCGCACCGCCAGCCGCGCAUCGUGCACACUGGAUCUGCAGAUCAAGCCUCUGGAUCUUGCUUCGCUCUCGUCCGUACGACAAGCAGCGUCGGCACUGCAGCACCAACUGGCCGACUCGGCCGAGGGAACCGAUAUCCUGCUCCUCAACGCCGCCGUUGCAAAGUCAAGCCGCGAAACCGUCGUCGACACGGACAAAGUCUCCAGCACUGUGGAGUAUCCGACCGAUGGGAUGGUGGAUGCGAAUGGCAGGGUGGAGGAGACGGCGUGCGUGAAUCAUGUUGCGCAUCUCGUGUUGGUCUCGAUGCUCGCACCGACCAUAGCAAAGAAUGCCAGAAACGGUCGACAUACACGCAUCGUCUUUACCGGCAGCGCACUGCAUCGCAGCCUCAAGGAUAUCGCCGAUUUGGAUAGCUUCUUUGCAGCGUCGUCAACGGGUGAGACCAAGGCUUGGACGCUGCGCGAGACUUAUGCGGCGUCAAAGUUCCUUCAGAUGCUCGGCGUGCGUGCGCUCCGACGCAGGCUCGAGGAGGAUUUCGAAAAGCGACGGGUGCCAAGAGGAAGGGUGGAGGUGGUGGUGGUGCAGCCGGGCUUUGUACCACAGACGCAGCUGUGUCGCGAGUCGGGCCUCAUGACGAGGCUCGCCAUGUCCUACAUCCUCCCGUGGGCCCCGUUUGCAACGAGUCUGGAGGAUGCGGGAACGUACAUUGCCAACGCGUGUACCAUCGACCUAGCCCCACCGCAGACUGAAGAGCAAGCCGAUGGCUUUCACUCGUCGACAGGGGCGGUGGUGCAGUCGGCACUGCUCGAGGUUCAUGCAAAGGGUCAACGCUUUGGCACGCUCGAUGCACGCACAGCCGACGUGCAGCUACAGGACAAGUGGUGGCCAGCCGCAUGCGAUGCAUCCUGA